Messenger RNA from Colossoma macropomum (tambaqui), 2957 nucleotides. RefSeq names its product heterogeneous nuclear ribonucleoprotein D (gene hnrnpd). The record is from RefSeq and is a predicted model, not a curated record. NCBI's taxonomy places the organism in Eukaryota, Metazoa, Chordata, Actinopteri, Characiformes, Serrasalmidae. The transcript is spliced from 7 exons. Gene Ontology annotation, molecular function: RNA binding. Gene Ontology annotation, biological process: regulation of gene expression. Gene Ontology annotation, cellular component: nucleoplasm. The coding region runs from base 234 to 1169 and encodes 311 amino acids.
AUCAUCGUUCACUGGCUGCCACCAUUUUGUGCGAGAGCGCCGGUGUGUGGCAACGGAGAGUUGAUAGCAGCCGAAAGCGGGCAGAACUUGUUUCCUGCAUCAUAUCUGCUACCUAAAGGAGUGUUUUUACAUAUCGAUACAAAUAUCGAUCAUUCACGCCUGCUUGUGUGGCUAAGGUAAUUCAGUAUUUGCGAAUUUCCAGUGAAGCCAGCUCGCACCGCAGGCGACCAAAAAUGUCGGAGGACCUGUUAAGCGCAGACGACCCGACGAUGAAGAUGGAGGAAGACGGGGAGGGGAGCGCUGAAGAUACAGCUGCUUGUGGGGAUGGUGGGCCGGGAGAGGCCGAAGGCUCCAAGAUAGAUGCGAGUAAAAAUGAGGAAGACGAAGGGAAAAUGUUCAUUGGAGGGUUGAGCUGGGACACAACAAAGAAGGACUUAAAAGAUUACUUCUCCAAGUUUGGGGAGGUUGUAGACUGCACUUUAAAACUGGAUCCUAUGACAGGCCGAUCCAGAGGCUUUGGCUUCGUGCUGUUUAAAGAUGCUGAAAGUGUGGAAAAGGUCAUUCAACAGAAAGAACACAAACUUAAUGGUAAAGUGAUUGACCCCAAAAAAGCAAAAGCCAUGAAGUCCAAAGAGCCUGUGAAGAAGAUCUUUGUUGGUGGCCUUUCACCAGAUACUCCUGAAGAGAAGAUCAGAGAGUACUUUGAUGCUUUUGGAGAGGUGGAGUCUAUUGAGUUGCCAAUGGAAAACAAGACAAAUAAAAGGCGAGGUUUCUGUUUCAUCACCUUCAAAGAGGAGGAACCAGUAAAGAAGAUCAUGGAAAAGAAGUAUCAUAACAUUGGCCUAAGCAAGUGUGAAAUCAAGGUAGCCAUGUCAAAGGAGCAGUACCAGCAGCAGCAGUGGGGUGGCAGAGGUGGCUACCCUUCUAGAUCUCGAGGGAGAGGAGGGCCUAAUCAGAAUUGGAACCAGGGUUACGGAAAUUACUGGAAUCAAGGUUAUGGAAAUUAUGGAAACUACGGCUACAACAAUCAAGGCUAUGGUGGAUACGGGGGCUAUGAUUACUCGGGUUACAACAACUACUACGGAUAUGGUGACUACAGCAACCAGCAGAGUGGUUACGGCAAAUCUCCAAGGCGAGGUGGCCAUCAAAACAGUUACAAGCCAUACUAGUACAUAAACUACAAAAAGUAGAUACAGGUAUGUCAUUGCAUUACUUAUCACAAGCUGUCCUUAGAAAAUAAUGUAUACUACAUUGACCUUUCUAUUUAAUGUACUUUGCUUAAUUUUUUGUUUGUUUUUUUAAGUUUUUUACAGCACCCUCAAGUGCUUUACUGUAGUGGUAACAUAGAGACUUCAGUCUUUUGGCAAUAAUGUAACAGCUGGCUUUUGGCUGUUUCUUGCCAUUUUGUAACAGUAAAAAAAUAACAGGUACAGUACUGCUAAAUGGGUACCAGAAAAUAAGGAUUUACAACGAAAGAGAAAAAAAGAAGAAUGUUGUCUCCUAACUCUGACCUUGUUUGUACCUGCCAGCGGGGACUUCCUUGCAGGCCAUGAGCUGACUUCCCGAUUCUCUCAGGCCCGCUCAAUGCGGACAGGGUACGAGAGGCGUACGCUCUCGAAUGCUCCCAUUUGGUAUGGUCUUCCAACAUCCUGUAUAUGGUCCUGUAUAUUUGUCAAACAAAAAAAGACAGAAAGAAAAAAAAAACGGAUACUUCCAGCUUUUAUCUCCAGCUUUUUUGUGUUCCUUUUUAAACUUCAUUGGAUUUGUUUUAUGUAAUACAGUCUAUUUCUGUAAUUUUGUAAUGGCAUUUUUUACAGGCACCUCAAGUAAUGGUUAAAUACGACAACAGUCUUAAAAAAUAAUAACUGUUUACUUUUCAAAGGAUACAGCCUUCUCUGGACUUUCCAGUGUUUAAUAUUAUGCACUUCUAAUCUUACCUGUAAUGCUUGCUUUUCCUUAUUUAUAGCUCGUGUAGCAGUAAUAGCCAGUAGUCCAUGAGCUAAAACCUGGUUUGUACUUGGACACCACGUCGGAGAAGUGCUUAAUUUUCAUAUUUGUAUUGUGUGUUGUUCUACUGACAGCGGUGGAAAAGUUUCACUUGUAAACGAUGUUAAUUCUAACAAAUCUAACAAAUUCUCUUUUUUUAACCAUUGCAAAACUUGGAAAAAGUGUAUGUCACCAGAAAUUUGCAUGCAAUGUUUCUUUUAUUGUAAACAGUUGAAGACUUUAUGUGUAUGGGCUUAAUCUUAUCAAUUAAGCUUACUUCAAGAUUUUCAAAUUAUGAAUUUUUCGAAGGGGAUUUCUAGACUAUUGUACCAUAUUCGAAGUAUGAAGUAUGUUUUUCUCUGCAUAAUGAAAUACUUUAGAUUUGGGAGUUCUUGUACAUUUUAGAGGACAUCUCCUUUUUGUGUGCUUGUGAGAAAUUGAUUCAUAUUUUUCUUUCCUGUCUUUCAGGUGGCAGUGUGGUUCGGAGGUAACGUCAGAAGAGAAUACCAUUGAGUCAAGGCAAUUGUUUAUUAUGGAGUGUUAAUGAAAGGACAAAAAGAGAGUCUUCAUUUCAACUACAGCUACUGGUCAUGUACAGUAGAGCUUGUUUUUUUGCCAGAUGAUUGAUGAAGGUGGAUAUUCUGAUCUACAUUGAACUCACCCUAAGACACAGUGUAACACUCUUUGCCCCAGUCAAAAACCUUUCUUGUUUUGUGUUGAAUUUAUAUGCUUACUUCCGUUCAAGUUUGUAGUUAUAAUUUAGUCGAAUCCUCUCUUGUGCCAGUGUUGUGCUUCAGCUUCAUGAAAUCAUUUGUAAUUUUCUAUGAUGAGUAUUUAUUAGUUAAAAUUAGGAAAGAGUACAAAUGUUAGCCAUUUAAUAUUCAUUUCCUAUAGGCCUAGCAAAGUUUUUGCUACAAAAUCACAUAAACCUUUGAAAGAUGCAAUGGAUGAAAUAAAGUGUAUAAACUCUG